Podospora pseudopauciseta is the source of this 237-nucleotide messenger RNA. RefSeq lists its product as uncharacterized. The transcript has a single exon. Bases 1 to 237 code for a protein of 78 amino acids. NCBI's taxonomy places the organism in Eukaryota, Fungi, Ascomycota, Sordariomycetes, Sordariales, Podosporaceae. The record is from RefSeq and is a predicted model, not a curated record.
AUGAAGACCACCACCCUCUACCUUAUCCUCACCGCUGUUGCCGGCGUCCUUGCCGCCCCUUAUUCCGAGAUAAAGGCAGCCCAGCUUGAGACCAGAGCUACCUGCAAAAGUCCAAGUAUUUGCUCUGUGUUUUGGUCAGGCAGAUGCGAGGCAUGGUGUGGAGACAAGCUCUUCUCCCACAUGACCGGGGACGGCUGCAAAGGCCUUGGUGCGAAGAAGUGCUGCUGCAGAAAAUGA